Molecule: messenger RNA, 1761 nt
Organism: Carassius auratus (goldfish)
Lineage: Eukaryota; Metazoa; Chordata; Actinopteri; Cypriniformes; Cyprinidae
Product: gamma-tubulin complex component 3 homolog
Biological process (GO): mitotic cell cycle; cytoplasmic microtubule organization; spindle assembly
Cellular component (GO): microtubule organizing center; spindle pole; gamma-tubulin complex
Molecular function (GO): gamma-tubulin binding; microtubule minus-end binding
Source: RefSeq, a predicted model, not a curated record
AGUUUUUGUGCUGCAUUGCAUCAAGAGCUGAAGGAGUACUACAGAUUGUUGUCUGUACUUCAUGCACAGCUCCAGGUGGAAGACGAUCAGGGUGUAAACAUGAGCGUGGAUAACAGUCUGACUCUAAAGAGACUGCUGGUGUGGACCUACGACCCCAAGAUUCGGCUGAAAACACUAGCCGCACUGGUGGACUACUGCCAAGGGCGUAAAGGAGGAGAGUUGGCCUCAGCUGUACAUGCUUAUGAAAAGACGGGUGACCCUCACAUGAGAGCGUUGAUCCAGCACAUCCUUGGUCUGGUGUCCAACCCCAUUCUUAACUUCCUGUAUCGCUGGAUCUACGACGGGGAGCUGGAGGAUACGUACCAUGAGUUCUUUGUAGCCUCAGACCCAGCGGUGAAGACAGACAGACUGUGGCAUGACAAGUACUCUCUGAGGAAGAGUAUGAUCCCCUCCUUCAUCACCAUGGAUCAAGCCAGGAAGGUUCUACUCAUUGGCAAAUCCAUCAACUUCCUGCAUCAGGUAUGCCACGACAGGACGCCGCCGGGAAAGAUCAUGCCUGCCUCCAAAUCCACCGACUCUCCCAAAGAUGCGGCAGUGUUGUUCACUGAUCUGGAAGGGGCCUUUCAGAGUAAGAUUGAUGCUGCAUAUUUUGAGACCAGUAAGUAUCUGCUGGAUGUGUUGAAUAAAAACUACCAGCUGCUGGAGCAUCUUCAGGCCAUGAGGAGAUACCUGCUGCUGGGCCAGGGAGACUUCAUCCGACACCUCAUGGACCUCCUCAAGCCAGAGUUGGUGAGGGCUGCCACCACUCUUUACCAACACAAUCUAACCGGUAUCCUGGAGACUGCUGUCAGAGCAACCAAUGCCCAGUUUGACAGUCCGGAGAUACUGAAGAGGCUUGAUGUCCGGCUACUAGAGGUUUCUCCUGGAGACACUGGUUGGGAUGUCUUCAGUUUGGAUUAUCAUGUAGAGGGGCCCAUUGCCACGGUGUUCACCCGUGAGUGCAUGAGCCACUACCUGCGAGUGUUUAACUUCCUGUGGAGGGCUAAAAGAAUGGAGUACAUCCUCACAGAUAUAUGGAAAGGUCAAAUGUGUAACUCCAAACUGUUGAAGAGCAUGCCGGAGCUCUCCGGUGUGCUGCACCAAUGUCACCUUCUCGCUUCCGAGAUGGUUCACUUCAUCCAUCAGAUGCAGUAUUACGUCACAUUUGAGGUGUUGGAGUGCUCUUGGGAUGAGCUGUGGAAUAAGGUCCUGCAGGCUCAGGAUCUGGACCACAUUAUAGCAGCUCAUGACGUUUUCCUGGACACCAUCAUUUCUCGCUGCCUGCUGGAUGUGAACAACAGGUCUCUGUUGAAUCAGUUGCGUGCGGUGUUUGAUCAGAUCAUUGAGUUCCAGAAUGCUCAGGACACACUGUACCGCUCUGCUCUAGAAGAGCUGCAACUGCGCAUCCAAUUCGAGGACAAGAAGAGACAGAGGGAAGAAAUGGGCGAGUGGGGUGUAACAGCAGAGCAGGAGGCCGAGGAGAACAGACGUGUGCAGGAGUUUAAAGACACCAUACCAAAAAUGUGCUCUCAGCUCAGAUUACUCACACACUUCUAUCAGGGCAUAGUGCAGGAGUUCCUGCGGCUGCUAAUGACCUGCUCUGAUGAGAGUCUUCAGUUCCUCAGUUUCCGUCUGGACUUCAACGAGCAUUAUAAGGCCCGUGAUCCUCGCCUCCGGCCCUCGCUAGGGGCCACUAAAGGGAGACGAAGCUCCAACAUCUGA